This is a messenger RNA of Xenopus laevis (African clawed frog), 1991 nucleotides long. It is a transcript of the gene cdc42ep5.S, whose product is annotated as provisional ortholog of CDC42 effector protein 4 S homeolog. The coding region runs from base 464 to 1354 and encodes 296 amino acids. The transcript is spliced from 3 exons. Gene Ontology annotation, cellular component: endomembrane system; cytoplasm; cytoskeleton. The record is from RefSeq and is a predicted model, not a curated record. Lineage: Eukaryota; Metazoa; Chordata; Amphibia; Anura; Pipidae. Gene Ontology annotation, biological process: Rho protein signal transduction; regulation of cell shape; positive regulation of pseudopodium assembly. Gene Ontology annotation, molecular function: small GTPase binding.
UUUUAACUCCGUGUGUGCCGGUCAGGAAGGGGGAGGAGGAUCAGGCGCUGAGUACUUUCAAUGCACAGAGUGGAUUGUAUUUCCCACCUAUUCCCUCUUUAGGCGUUUUAACUUCAGGGCUCCAACAGCGACAGAUUCAGACGAGUUGCAGCAGCAGCAGCAUGGACACUGAUCUUUAACUCUGACCUCAGCUCGAACGAGGACGUUUAUUCGGACUGAUCUUUGGAGCCCCCGCCCCAAUCGUUUGCUGCUGACGCCGAGACUGAUCAGGAAGGAGAAGGGAGAGCAGGCGCCGCCGACUGACACCCGAUAUCUACAGGACGGCUCGCUAUUUGUCGAUCAAUCGGUUCUGAUCGGAUUCUAAAUCUACUGGGGUUGCCAGAAGGGUCUCUCUUGGAUUACAAAGGUUUUAGCUGGAAACGACUGCCCUUGGGAAGGAAGUAAAAAAAGUUUCAGCGCCAAGAUGCCCAUCCGCAAGCAAUCUGGUUCGAAGAAGAAACCCCGCAUUGAUAGAGACAUGAUUAGUGCCCCACUGGGGGAUUUUAGGCACACCAUGCACGUCGGCAGAGGGGGAGAUGUCUUUGGUGAUACAUCCUUCCUGAGCAAUCAUGGGCCUUCCUCUGCCUCGCAAGUAGAAGCCCAAGCCCCCAAAAAGAACGGUCUUAUGACACAUGGUUCUGGAGAUCACGAGGAAAGUAAAAUGGCAGACUCUCUUAGUCAGAUUUCACAGUCCUCAGGAAUAGGGUCUGGUGCAGGAAGUGUCUCCUCCAGUCCAAUAAACAACGUAUCAUCUAAAGAGGAUAAUUUGUGGAACAGCAGCAGCGUAGGGCAGAGAGAUCAACUCGACUGGGCCUCCCCUGGAAAUAACUUUGGGAUGAAGCAUGCAGAAUCUAUGUUGUCUUUCCAUCUUGACUUGGGACCUUCCAUCAUGGAUGAAGUAUUGGGUGUAAUGAACAAAGAUAUUUCUUCCAGUGACUGGAAUAGCACAGAAGACCAAUUUGAUUUUGGGUACAAAUGCUCCUCAACUGGCACAGCAGAUAAAGAAAAACCUAUACAAGCUUCCUUGGUAGAAACAAAAGGAGUCCACUGUAACCUGUCAAAAGUCAACCUCAACGUAUGCCACAACUCCAUCCCUACCUCUGAAAACCGGGAGGGUAACCAAACCGCUUAUGAGGGUGACAGCGAAGAAGAAAAACGCUCUAUUUAUGAAGGUAUUGCAGAUGAUCCAGAGUCACAUGACGGCCAACUGCACAGAAGCCACCAAGUACAAGUAGAAGAAGACGAUGAUGACGAUGAAGAUGCGGGGCAGGGAUACACAUUUGAUGAAGAUCUUGAUGAUGAAAUUGGGGUAUAGGAGUUAAAACUGGAUAGGUGAACUAUUAUCUACUGCGCUUACAAAUUUGUUGGAGAACAGUGAUCAACCAAAGGUCAAUCAUUGUAAAUGGGAUUUUAAAUAAAACUGUUAAAUAGAACUCUAUAAGGAAAAGCAACUUAACAAUGACCUUUAUUUCCGUUUUACAGAACCUUGUACAUAGCCCUAUAUAUCUGGCUUUGGUUAAAAAUAACUUGGAUAUUGAUUGCUGGAAUCAUCUAUUUACAUUCAUGCACACUACAAUUAUGUUUUCAUUCAAUGAAUUCUGUUUGGGACACUUGAGAAAAAGCUAUAUGGGAAAACAUAUCAACUCUAAGGACAUUUUAAAUAGGGGUUGCUGAUUUUUGUACUUCAAAUGAAAUCAGAAAGGCACAGUAAAUCAGAAAUGGGAUCAAUUUAGGCACAUAUAUCUUUUGUUUUUCACAUUAGAGGGAGUAUCAACCCUUUUGGCCAUAUUCCUUGAACUUGGCAUAGAGAAGGGCUGGGUCCACAAGCAACGUUAAGAAGUUAAGAGAAGGCCUUCUCUUGAUGGGUUUAGAGUACAUGCACUCUUGCCCAAGAUAGGGAUUAUUAUGCCUUAAAGGGAUACUGUCAUGGAAAAAAAAUUUUUCAAAAUGAA